Molecule: messenger RNA, 4509 nt
Organism: Trichechus manatus latirostris (Florida manatee)
Lineage: Eukaryota; Metazoa; Chordata; Mammalia; Sirenia; Trichechidae
Gene: CATSPERB
Product: cation channel sperm associated auxiliary subunit beta
Exons: 27
Coding region: 1-4509 (1502 amino acids)
Cellular component (GO): cilium; CatSper complex
Source: RefSeq, a predicted model, not a curated record
AUGGAGAGAUACUUUGCUUGUUCUAGCAAAAGUUUCCCCGAAAAGGAUGAAAUAUUCAAGUUGUAUCUUUCCUCAGCUCACUUGGAAAUCCAGUGUUUUUUCCUAAUUGAAGAUGAGGUUGCUUCAAGGGGGAUUCUAAGCGUGUUUACAUCCAGAGGACUUGCUCCCAGUUUGGAAAUCAUAAAUAGUACAUAUACUGGCAUCUUCCACUUUAAUUUAACUUUGUACAGUGAUCGGGUUUACUGGUUGAUUAAUAUCCCUAGAGAAAACAUCACAAAAAACACAGAUAUUACACCAGUAGAAGAAUGGUUAGUAAGGAUUAGUUUACAUCACGGAUUAAAUAUUUAUGCUACUGAAGGAACUCUAUUGGAUACUGUUCGAGAACCUAUCCUUCAGUGGAAUCUUGGGGUUAUAAUGGAAGAAACUGACCUUAGUACAUUAUAUCCACAUGUGAUAGAUCUCAAGGUGACAAAAUGCCCCUGUGCCAAUGAUGUAGCAUUACUUGGCUUCAUUUUGGAUACAACAUUUGAUGGUGUUUACAUAGGCCUAACCUUUUCUGGAUUUUGGAAUUAUGAUAAUACCAGCUGGUAUAACAUGACAGAGAAUAUCUAUUCCCAACUUGACAAAGGUCUCACAGACCUUUCAGUGGUGGAUUUGGUUUUAACAAAUCAUUUUUUGGUUAUUCUCACCUCUUUGGGUCUUUUUGUAAGUAGAGAUCUUCGUUACCCAUCAGCCUCAGACUUAAGGUUUUCAAGGGCAGACUUUUGUGGUUUUGAAAGGGCUGACUACAUCAAAGGAAAAUUGUGGUAUAAUGAAAGAUGUUUUGCUAACAGAGAAAAAUUUGAAGUUGAUUAUGUUACUAUCACCUUCGACAGAAAUAGGACCCUAAGUGAGGCAAGCUCCUGUUUUUAUAGUACAGAACCAUUCCUCGAAUGGCUUCCUUGCAUACCUUACGCUUUAAGAGGAGUGAGAAAUGUUCCUUCAAACGUGAUAACGUUUCUUCUUGACAUAGAGCGUUCAAAUGGAAUUUACCUUUUCUCUAACCAGAAAAAAACCACUGCCUCUGUGCACAUCCUAAAAAAUAAUCAACCAAGUUUACAGAAUAAAUUUCCAAAUUUCUUGUUUCCUUCAUCAUUCUCUGUUCCCAUUGGAAUGGUAUUCCAUCCACGAAGUAAUUUUCUAUAUGCUUAUGGUAAUCAGGUAUGGCUUUCAAUGGAUGGCGGCAACACUUUUGAAUUAAUAGCUGACUUUCAUGGUGAUGUCAUAAGGAGGUCUUAUCACAGUUUUUAUAGUUCGGAUAUUACUUUUGUUUCCCAAAGUGGAAAGGUUUACUUGACAAAGGCAGGAUUAAAAACAUAUAGUGCGAUUGGAUCUGUUACUGAGAAAAUUUUUACAUUAUACUAUGAUCAUUUGGGAUUCAUACAUAAACUGACUCCAGAUCAUUUUGAAGCUGAUGAGUUACUAUCACCUCUUGGAAAUUCUAGAGCUAUUUUUGUCAAGGAUCUUGAUAUGGGCUUUGAGACUGCACUUGCUCCGCAGUUUAUCUCCUUAAAUGAAAUGAUUUUUUAUGCAUAUGUACCUCCGAAUGAACCAACGGCAACUGUACACACCAAGAAGUUCAACAAUAUGCACUUUGGAAAAGUGUUACACUACAGGAAAACUGGAUCAGCUUACAUAAGAAAGGUAUUGCAACAUAACAAUCUUAAAGGAUUUUUGUCUUCAAUUAUUACAGAAAUUAUAGAUCCUUUUGCAAUAGAAAGAAUGAGAAACAGCUCUUCUUCAUCUAGUUCCCUUUUCAUUACUGAUUUUGGAAAUUUCUCCUAUAAACUUACUCUUAAUUUACAAAGUGUUAAUUCCUUAUUUCGGCAUCAGGAUUUACAGAAGACUGUGGUGAUUCCUGGUUAUAGCAGCUUCCUGAUCACAGCAAUUUUAGAUGAUAGGAAUGCUUUAGCUAUUGCUACCAUGCCUAAAAGAGCGCCCAUCAAUAUGACCUUUCUGAAAAACACCUGGUUCUUAUACAACUUUGGGCUAAGUAGUGGACGAAUGUGGAGUAUAUUUUCAAAACCAUGCAAUUAUUUGUUUCAACAACUUGAUAACUCAGUAUCCCUCAAUAUCCUGAGAUACGUUGAUCUUGGGAAACAUUAUUCUUUAAAUAUUAAGAUCAUACCUCAUGCAAGAGGUUUUCAAAUACUUGACGUACCACCGGUGAAGGUAUUAGUUGGAAAUCCAACUUUGUUGGAUGUCAGAGCUGAAGGGUUUUUUGAUAACACUGGGAGUUAUCUACUGAACAUUACUUUAUCUAGCAAAAUUUUACAUCCGGGUUCAAGUUCACUGGCAUUUGUUAUCUGGGAAGCAUCAACUGAGUGCUUUGUUACAACAUACGUGCCAACAGUGAAAAGCGGCUGUAGUUAUUUCAAAUCUAUGCAUCAUGUUCCUAGUAAAGUUAUCCCAUUAGAAGACUGGAUUAGUGGAAUUCACAAAGACGAUCAGGGUUUUAAUAUGAUCAAAACUUUGCCGAUAAACUACAGGCCUCCGUCUAAAAUGGGAAUUGCUAUUCCACUCACAGAUAAUUUUUACCAUGCAGAUCCUAGCAAACCUAUACCAAGAAAUCUAUUUCUUAUGUCAAAGAAGACUGGUCAGUUCAAACAGUGUGCUAAUGCGUCUACUCGGGAGGAGUGUAACUGCACAAACGAUCAGAAGUUUUCACAUGCUGUUGCUUUCUCAGACUGCAGAGAAAAAGUUCCUCGUUUUAAGUUUCCGGUUACACAGUAUCCAGUAUCUUUGCAAAUUUCCACUAGGGCAGGAAAUAUACCACUGGAUCUUCCAUAUCUGGUUACUGUGACUGAAGUGAAUAAGAGGGAAAAUUGGAAACUAAAAUAUUCUACACCACCGACUAUAAGAAAACUAGAAUCUCACUUAAAAUCACGUCUUCAAGUUCCAGUGUAUAAUCCUAUAGAUCUCAACUUAAGUAUAAUGGGCUCUGAACUCUUUCACUUCAAAGUUUCUGUUGUUCCGGGGGUCACUUUUUGUAACUUAGUUGAAGAAUUUCAGAUUUAUGUUGACGAAGCACCUUUGCCAUUUCCAGGACAUACUCUUAUUGCCAUUGCAGCAGCCAUAGUGCUAGGGGGAUUAAUUUUUAUGGUAUUUAUGUUUCAACUGCAUAACAUUCACCCGUGGCAGCUAUGCCAAAAACUGUUUCGAAGAAACAAAGUGAACUUAUCCAGAGGCCUCCAGUGCGGAGCCGGCAAAGAGUUAAACCGCCCGCUUGUGGGCGUCCUCCGCCCGCCCGCCCGUCUGUCCGUCCGUCCGUCCGUCCGUCCAGCCCGUCCCUCCGCCCGCGGCAACGGCAGCUCCCAGGAAGGGCAUCCAGGCUGGAGGCCGCUGCGGGCGAAGGUCGCCGAGACCCGCUCGCCGCCUCUCUCACGCCGCGGCCUGCCCCCUGGGCAGGGCGUAGAACGGCUCCUCCCGGGCGCCGGCGUGGGCGCAAUUCCCGAGUCCCCCGUGACGCCUCGACGCGAGGAGGUGGGUGAGCGCACGCCGGUACAGGGCACGCGGGUUCCGCCGCGGGGUGGGCCGCCCGCCGCCCCGAGCGCCCGACGGCGCCGCCGGACGGCCGACCGCCCGUCCAGUUACCAAAUACUAGGGAAUGAAUGCAGCAAGACCAGGACCUCUGCCCAGAAAACUAAAAAUGUCCCGUUUGUGGGCUCGCCACGCAAGUGCGUGCCCCACAGCAGCUCCGAAGACUCGCGGUGGCCUCGCGGCCCAAACCUGUGCCCUUUCUCAGAAGCUUUUCAAUUUCAUCGCAAAGGAGAACCGCCUGAAGUCCGGCGCCUCCCGAACUCCGCGCCUGAGGGCGUCCCAAGUGCCCAGUCCAACAACAAAUGCGGCCCGAAGGGGACACUCGAGGAGGCUGGCGCCAAGCGGCAGAGCCCCAGGCCCGAGACGUCUGGCGCCGGAGAACUGGAGCAGCGGCGGAGGCGGCGGGAGAACUUGAAGGCCGGGAAGCCAAGCACGCUGCUGAGGCUUGGCUCUGCGAUUCCAGCCGGAGGCGGGCCCCACGCCCCUUUCGAAUGCCGGAGCGGGGCUGAUGACGAACACAGGGCGCGACGGACGCACACGCCGCCCCGCGCUCGCACGACGGUGCGUGCUGGGAAGCGCGAGGGAGUCCCGGGCCGUCACCUGCGCGACCGCCUUUCGCCGCCCCCGCUCUCUGAGCUCCCGCCACCUCGGCAACUAGGAGCCCGCCUCGUCCGAGGCCUUCGCUGUAGCGAAGCUGCCGGUCUCUCCUCUGUCUCUUUAAAUGGUGGGGCCAACGGGCCGCCCCUGCAGCUGCUGCCUGGGAGGCCCCGCGCGCGCCUAUUGAGGAGCGAACCAAGAUGGCGGCGGCAUUGGCUCUGUGAGGAAGACGGAAGAGGCGGUGGCAGCGGCGAAGAGGAAGGGACUUCCAACAGUCAGGAGCGCUCCGUCGGCCGCGGGUUCUCGGAGUCUCCCGAUCAGCGGCAGCAGUAG